Messenger RNA from Anthostomella pinea, 285 nucleotides. The record is from the annotation of a GenBank genome assembly. NCBI's taxonomy places the organism in Eukaryota, Fungi, Ascomycota, Sordariomycetes, Xylariales, Xylariaceae.
AUGGUGCAAAAGACUCGCAAAGACCACGAAGCCGAAGUGCGGUCUUGGGGCUUCUCUCAUGUCUUCACCUGGACAGAUGGUCCCGAUGCCCACUACCGUCCGCAUAGCCAUGCCGGCCUCACUACACACCUGAUUCUCAAUGGCCAGCUGACCAUCAUGUACCCGAAGGAUGCCGAUCCCGAGAAGCAGACCUACUCUGUCGGCGACCGCAUCGAUGUCGAUGCUGGCCGCGUCCAUGAGGUGUGGAUGGGGAAGGAGGGAUGUACCUAUGUGAUAGGAGAGUGA